AUGUCUAUUGACGCAGGUCGCACCCUGACUGACUUCUCGCCCUUAAGUCAGGAAUGUCGGCAGCAAGCCGUCGUCCUCGCGCUAGCCGUGUGGGUCGUAUAUCAGAGGUCGACCGAGACGGCUCACACGAUGAUCUGGUUGAUGAACCUCCCGCGGAGUCAGCCGGCCGACCUGUGCGUGUCACAGCCCAAGCUGCUCACACAAAGCAAGAAGAAACAAUCCGAUGUUGAAGUAACCUCGUCGACGUCUAAGGCAGCCAAGGCAAAGCGGAAGAGAGAAGAUUCGGCAGUGGCGAAGGUUAACAGUACCAAUAGUGGUGGUAGGAACGCUGGGGCCCGGGAUGCAAUGCCGCCGAAGUCGCUGAACAUCGAUAGCCAUGCAGAAACAGAGCGCUCUUCAAAGAAGUUGAAGGUUGCCGGCGCCUUGAGACCACCGGAGUCCGAACCGACUCGGAAGAAAGCCCACCGGGCAGCUCGGAUCGACGUCGACCACUCGGAUAGUGAACCCGCCGACGAGUCACCACUAGCCUCACAGACCAAGUCUCAAACUUCCAAGGCGAUCACACCUGCAAGGGUGGUCCGUUCCACGUCAGCUUCUCGGCUUGCUGAGGAGACCUUUGACGACGAUGGCGAAGAAGAAUUCGAUGAUGUGGACGGCGAGCUGCAGGGGGGCGAUGAUGAGGAAGCGGAGCAUCGCGAGGUCUGUGAUGACUUCGACGCAGAGCGCGUCACUUUCACUGCUGCAGGUAACCAAGGUGCCACUGGCAAUAACUUCAGUGCGACGAGUGCAAGUCCGCCUCGCUUCCAUUCAAGAGGUUCUCGUUCCUCAAGUGUUGGUUCAUAUCCCACCGAACCGCCGACAACUGACGACGCUGAUGUUGUCGUGGAUGAGCCUGAAGAAGUUGAGAGCGAGGACGACGAUGACGAUCCUCCAUCUCGUAACAGCAAGACCAGUCGCUAUGCUGUUUCGCGCCGCACCGUGAAAUACAUCGAGGAUAGUGAUGAUGACUUGGACAUGGUCAAUGAGAGUGGGCCGGCUGUAUCCAGGAACGUGUCGAAGCAGCUGACUAAGAAGCAGCAAGAGAAACUGAAAUCGGAGAUGCCUAUCAUCCGUCCCUCUGCUUCGAAGGUCAAGGUUGCAAAACGCCCUCGUCAUGUCCGCCGUGAGGACGACAAUGGUCGUUGGAGGUCGCGGACGCAUAUUAUCGUCAACUACAAAUCACGUAGUGUGACCAUGGAUAUCAAGCCGCAAAGUGCACUGAUGGGGCAAGUGAUCCAUAACAGCUACGUCAUUGGUGACCGUAUGAUGGCUUUUGGAUUCGAAAACCCGGUUGACUAUGCUAGUCUCGACGACAUCCAGGAAAUGACGAAUCCGAUGGACAAGGCUGGGCUUGAAGACAUCGCUCUUGAGGCGUUAAUCUGCUCUUCUGAUAAGCUUGGGUAUACUGGCCAGGGCGACGUCUCGGAACGAUUGGAGAAAGGAUCCUAUGAUGACUAUGUCCGACCCAUAACUGCCUACGUUUCUCAUCGGCUAGGGCUCUUUCGAACUGCGAUCAAACGUGCUGUAACGCCGUCUGUCGAGCAUGCAUAUCAAUCCAUGAUUCAACCUGUGAACAAUCACAAUGCGCCCGGUGGUGACAUUCUUCUACAGAACAUGAACUACAUUUAUCCUUGGACGCUCUCGGACGGGUUUGAUUACCGUUCUCCGUACGAGAACUCACUUAUCAAGCCUGCAGUACGCGCUGCAUUCUUCACGAACGUGCAGUAUCUCAGUACUGGGCUGAAAAACGGUGGAACAUUUGCGUCAUCACUGUCAAGUGCCCCCUCCGAGUAUGAGAUUCCACCGACUAUGAUGGCCUUGGCUAUGACAGCGGUCGAGUCAGUGAUAUCAGAUAACAAACUCGGCCUAAGCAAGGCCUCCGACUUCAGCGCCACCAGUAUACCCGCAUACGAGGCCCAUAUGACGCGGCUCACUGCGUUCCGCCACGAACGCCCAAAGCGAUACCACAGAGUCAUGCAUGAUGUCUUCACAGCCGUGACGGUGGGACAUGCGAUGCAUCCUGGCAUACAGAAUGGCAAUGCCGCGAUCAACUGGAGUGACAUACCCGAUGAAUAG
This is a messenger RNA of Fomitopsis serialis, 2115 nucleotides long. RefSeq lists its product as uncharacterized. Bases 1 to 2115 code for a protein of 704 amino acids. The transcript has 12 exons. The record is from RefSeq and is a predicted model, not a curated record. Lineage: Eukaryota; Fungi; Basidiomycota; Agaricomycetes; Polyporales; Fomitopsidaceae.